CAUCCAUCCCAUCCGUUGCGAUACCUCCACACAUGCAUCCACACCCAGCCAUCUCGCAGCGGAUUGAGCGCCGCACCGGAGACUCUUCUCGCGAUGCUGGCUGCGCAAAGUCGAUCGAAUCGGUGACAAUGACAAUGCUGCACGGCAACCAAUCAGGCAGGCAGGCAGGCAGGCAGGCAGGCAGCUUGGCAGUCACGAGUUCCGCCUGGGAACGAAUUGUGCGCCACGGCAACACGGGGGGGGUCCGUGUGUGUGCGUGCGACUUGGCGCCGGAGACUCGACUGGAUGGCCGAUUUGCCAAGGGAUCAAUGGACGCACGAGAGUUGCUUCGACUUGAUUGCGGCGGGCGGAUGGUGCGGGCCCGACGAGCGCAAGUCCUGCGUGAUUCGUCCAAGGGUCUGGGCCUGGAACUUGCACUUGCACUUGCACUUGCACUUGCACCUGCACUUGCAGAUCAGUCUACACCAGGUGCAACAUUCAACAUUGUGAUUAACAUUUCGAAGGCUCGCUCGGGUGCGGUGCAGCUUGCGGCUAAAUAAGCGACGCCGAUUCGCGGCCGUCAUGGUGGUGGAUGUUGAACUUCUUGGAGGCGCACGCGCCCGCGCGCCCGCGCGUCUCGGCCUGGCCUGGCCUGGCCUACACCCACGC
Molecule: messenger RNA, 648 nt
Organism: Ceraceosorus guamensis
Lineage: Eukaryota; Fungi; Basidiomycota; Exobasidiomycetes; Ceraceosorales; Ceraceosoraceae
Exons: 1
Coding region: 33-539 (168 amino acids)
Source: RefSeq, a predicted model, not a curated record